This is a messenger RNA of Owenia fusiformis, 946 nucleotides long. The record is from the annotation of a GenBank genome assembly. Lineage: Eukaryota; Metazoa; Annelida; Polychaeta; Sabellida; Oweniidae.
CAUAGGUUUUCGUUCCUUGAUUUGGAUAAUUGUAACUUUGUCUUAGGAUCGUAUAGUAAUGUAUUGGACUAAACUGAUAGUCAUAACUAAGAUUUGAUAGUCAUAACUUGACUAAAGAUGUUCAUGACUCUUCCAGGUGAUGCCGUGAAAAUGCAUGUUACUACGACAACCAAAAUGCCCAUGGCAACAAAAUCUAAAAGGAAACCACUAACCGUACGUAGGAUUCCCACUGAGUUAACUAUAGAAAGAGUAGCUCCAAAACUUUUAUUGACAACCCCUCAAAGGGUUAAAAAAUCAACAUCAGAUAUUCCAAUUAAAUAUGAAAUCGUUGAUAAUAAUGAACCACCUCCAAGUGAAGGAAGCACAAAGAGUGAAUUUCAAGUUUCAGCUGAAAUAGUCCCAAGUUAUAUUGUACAAGGAGGCAUUAAGGAGGAGCAAAACAAUAGAUUCAUUGAUACAGUGAAAAUAGAUAACUUGAAUCAAGUUGAAGUUCCUAAUGUUUCCAUGAACCACAGAGAUCAUUUGAGCCAACGGGCAUAUAGAGAAAGGUUAAGAGAGGAUCCAGAGAGAUAUGCUAAUACCCGAAAGAGAGAGCGUGAGCGCCAGAAGCGUUCACGUCAACAAAAAAGGGAGGAAUUGUAUUUACCUGGUAACGAAAUGGAGUUAGAACGACAGCGUUGUAACGCAAGAAUGAGACAAAGGAGGUACAGAGAAAAAUUGAAAAUACUCAAAGCUAGGCAGUCGGGUCUUGCAAUGCAGAAAACAUGAUUAAAUUCCAAAUAAUAAAACCCAGUCCUUCCACAUACAGACGAUAUAUAUUUUGAUUUUUUAAUUUCGUGUUUGAUGAGAUAUAACAUCAGUUUUAAAGAUGAUAGUUUUAAUAUGCAAUUAUGUAUAUACAGUAGUAUAAUGGUAUGUAAAGCAUUAAGAAUGAAGAUUUGUGAAG